Molecule: messenger RNA, 407 nt
Organism: Striga hermonthica
Lineage: Eukaryota; Viridiplantae; Streptophyta; Magnoliopsida; Lamiales; Orobanchaceae
Source: the annotation of a GenBank genome assembly
AAAACCUAGCCCCACCUAAUCCCAUCAGCCUCCUCCUUGGCGGGGGCUCUGCACCGCCGUGCGGCUCGCCGUCCUGCUUCCCGUCGAAUAGUGGUCUCUCAGACGGUUGGAGUAUCAUCGAAAUACGGCUUCGUCUCCGAGCGGGAUCUCGGUUCGCGGUGGCUCCGACUUUCGACGGGGUUGCUGGAGUAUCAUCGAAAUACGGCUUCGUCUCCGAGUUGGGACUGAGAUCUUUUAUAUCCAUAGGCUGGCUUAAUCUCCAGAUAUUGCCCACUGCUCGCUUAAUCCCCAAUCCAACUGGUUUUGCGAUCACCUAUUACUUUUCCGAACAAGCUUCUUUGACACUCAUCUGCACUGAUUUUGAUAUCAUCUCGACGAAGAUCAAUGAAGGCAUUCUCUUUUUCUGA